Ctenocephalides felis (cat flea) is the source of this 591-nucleotide messenger RNA. Its product is annotated as dynein regulatory complex protein 8-like. The transcript is spliced from 6 exons. The coding region runs from base 1 to 591 and encodes 196 amino acids. Lineage: Eukaryota; Metazoa; Arthropoda; Insecta; Siphonaptera; Pulicidae. The record is from RefSeq and is a predicted model, not a curated record.
AUGGAUGAUGAAAUUCAAGAAGAAAUUCCUGUGAUUCUUGCAAAUGAGUUCGAUCAAAGAGUGGCUAGUAUAUUUCUACCAUUUGAUAACUACGGUAAUAAAACUGUUUCCAUCACGGAUUUACCACUUAUUGUACGUGGUUUAGGAUGUGUUCCGACGGAAGAAGAAUUGCAAUUCAUCGCAACAAAAUGUACAGAACGUGAAUUUCCGAACAUUGUUCAUUUGGCCCAUUUCUUGCCAUUCAUGUUUGAAAUGAUAUUACUUGGAAGAUUCAAACCAGCUGCUCCAGAAUUACUUUUGAGAGGAUUUCAAGCAAUAGACGUUGAAAAUAAGGGCUACCUUACACCCGAUUAUUUAAAAAAUUUGCUCACAACGCAAGGAGAAGUUUUAUCAGAGGAAGAAGUAUCAGAAUUUAUGCGCAUCGCCGUCGACCCAAGCACAGGAAACAUUCCAUUCGAAUUCUGUGUCAGCAAACUAAAGUUCAUUCCUAAGCCAUUAACUGAUAUUUACUAUCUGGCAAAAGCCUCUAUGGAAGAAAAACCAAAAACGAGACGGUACAGUACGUACAGGCAAAGUGUUAUACAGCAAUAA